CUCUUUCUUUUCCACUACCACCAUCGAAGAUUCUUCACAGCCCUCUAAACCCAAAUCCUCUCUCAAAAAUCCCUGCACUAGUUUACUGACAUAACUAGCUCCUCCUUCUAUCUUGCUCUCAAAGCUUCUCGCAUGGCAAUAUAGCUUUGCUCCGGUCUGUGGUGAAGAAAUGGACUUUCCUUCCAAACUUGGGACGCUGCAGAUUUCAUCAAAAUCAGAAUUUCUCAAUCCCCACCUCUUCACUUCCCUCCCUUCUUUUCAAUUUCAGCAGAAGAAUAUACUCAAGCUUUCAUUGAAGCCCAGAAGAGUUUCCCAAUUGGUGGUGAGGAGUGAGGAUACUCCUCAAAACUCCGACUUUCCUAAGUACUAUUCGAAAAGAGAGAAGAAGCCCUUUCCGGUGCCCAUAGUAGAUUUGAGGCGUAGGGCAAGGGAGAGGCUUAAGCAGAGCAAGGGCAAGCCCAAAAAGCCAGUCCCACCUCCCAAGAAUGGCCUGCUCGUCAAGUCCCUUAUACCAGUUGCCUAUGAUGUGUACAAUGCCAGAAUCACACUGAUCAACAACCUCAAGAAGCUUUUGAAGGUGGUGCCUGUACAUGCCUGCAGGUUUUGUAAUGAGAUUCAUGUUGGACCGGUUGGGCAUCCGUUUAAGUCAUGUAAAGGGCCGGAUGCUAGUAUCCGAAAGGGCCUUCAUGAUUGGAUUACGAAUGCAACUGUGGAUGAUAUUUUCUUGCCUGUUGAGGCUUUCCACUUGUUUGAUCGACUUGGGAGGCGAAUUCCUCAUGUGGAGAGAUUCGCAAUUCCGAGGAUUCCAGCAGUAGUUGAGCUUUGCAUUCAGGCUGGGGUCGAUAUCCCGGAGUAUCCCACUAAGAGGAGGAGAAAGCCGAUCAUCCGCAUUGCGAAAAGUGAGUUUGUUGAUGCAGAUGAGAGUGAGCUGCCAGACCCUGAAGGUCCUAAGGGAACGGUGUUAGCUGAGAUACUUGAUUCCGAGAUUGUGGGGCCAUGUAAUGAAGAGGAGAAGAUCUUGCUUGCUGAGGAAACGCUACGAGCAUGGGAACAGAUGGGGAGAGGAGCCAAGAGGCUAAUGAAGAUGUAUUUGGUGAGGGUUUGUGGGUAUUGCCCUGAGAUUCAUGUAGGUCCAAGUGGGCACAAAGCUCAGAACUGUGGUGCCUUCAAGCAUCAACAGCGAAAUGGGCAGCAUGGAUGGCAGGCUGCGGUGCUCAAUGACUUGAUACCACCGAGAUAUGUGUGGCAUGUGCCGGAUGUGAAUGGACCACCAUUGCAACGGGAGCUGAGGAGCUUCUAUGGACAAGCCCCCGCGGUGGUUGAAAUGUGUGUUCAGGCAGGCGCUGCUGUGCCGGAUGAAUGCAGACCAACUAUGAGGUUGGAUGUGGGGAUUCCCUCAAACGUUAGAGAAGCUGAAAUGGUAGUUUGAUGAGGUAAGUUAAUCCUUGCCCCUUCUUCUGCUCCUUUCAGUACAGCGAAUUGUAUGCACAACAUUGGAAUUGAAUGCAGAGUGAUAAAUUUGUACAUGUUGACCCUGCUUAUGAACAUUAGUUUAAAACAAUAAAACAAUCCUUCAUCACUUGAUGAAAUUACUGGUUAA
Molecule: messenger RNA, 1600 nt
Organism: Rosa chinensis
Lineage: Eukaryota; Viridiplantae; Streptophyta; Magnoliopsida; Rosales; Rosaceae
Product: APO protein 2, chloroplastic
Exons: 3
Coding region: 170-1429 (419 amino acids)
Molecular function (GO): RNA binding
Source: RefSeq, a predicted model, not a curated record